CGCCAUGGAGCCCGACUCGGUGAUUGAGGACAAGACCAUCGAGCUCAUGAUAAGUAAUGGAACAUCAUCUGUGAUCGUCUCCAGAAAGAGGCCAUCAGAAGGAAACUAUCAAAAAGAAAAAGACUUGUGUAUUAAAUAUUUUGACCAGUGGUCUGAAUCAGAUCAAGUGGAAUUUGUGGAACAUCUUAUUUCACGAAUGUGUCACUAUCAGCAUGGACAUAUUAACUCUUACCUGAAGCCCAUGUUGCAGCGGGACUCUAUUACCGCUUUACCAGAGCAAGGCUUAGAUCACAUAGCAGAAAACAUUCUUUCCUACCUGGAUGCCAGGUCUCUGUGUGCAGCAGAGCUGGUUUGUAAAGAAUGGCAACGAGUGAUCUCAGAAGGAAUGCUUUGGAAGAAGCUGAUUGAAUGAAUGGU
Molecule: messenger RNA, 417 nt
Organism: Choloepus didactylus (southern two-toed sloth)
Lineage: Eukaryota; Metazoa; Chordata; Mammalia; Pilosa; Megalonychidae
Product: F-box/WD repeat-containing protein 11-like
Exons: 1
Coding region: 5-412 (135 amino acids)
Molecular function (GO): protein dimerization activity
Source: RefSeq, a predicted model, not a curated record